UACUUUUAUAACGUGUAUGACUCUUGACAAUGCAUGCAUCAAACAUGGCAGCCCACGACAACUUAUCGAGCGGUGCAGACAAUGUAGGGGCUGCAUAAGACUCGUGAACAAAUGCUUGUACAUCCUUCUGACGAGUCCUCCCGUUGCAUCAUGUCCAACUGCCCGCACUCUAGCAAAAACCUUAGAGAGAAAACUGGGGCUAUGAUACCUGUGGACCUAGUAUAUUCCUUUGAUUGGACUACUCAUGAUGGUCUAUUGGAAUACGUCACAAGAAGCCAGUGUAAGAAAUAUA
Messenger RNA from Opisthorchis viverrini, 292 nucleotides. RefSeq lists its product as hypothetical. The transcript has 2 exons. Bases 17 to 205 code for a protein of 62 amino acids. Lineage: Eukaryota; Metazoa; Platyhelminthes; Trematoda; Opisthorchiida; Opisthorchiidae. The record is from RefSeq and is a predicted model, not a curated record.